AUGGCCGCGGUGGCGGCUUGCAGGCGAUUAGGGAAAAUAGGAACCAAUUUUCCCCUUCCAUUGACUGGGUUUGGUGGCUUUGGAAUCGGAGCUUCCAAAUUUUCCCCUUACAUUUUUGGUUCUAUGCAUUAUUCUCAAUUUAUUAAAUCAAAGGGAAAACAGUUAUUUCUUGUUGACACAUUAGCCCUUGUUAAGAAACUUGAGGCGCAAGGAGUGCCUUCAAUGCAAGCUGAGGCAAUAACUGCUGCUAUAACUGAGGUGUUGAAUGAUAGUUUGGAAAAUGUCUCUCAAUCAUUGGUAUCAAAUGAAGAAAUGGAGAGGACUGAGAUGCUUCAAGAAGCCAAUCUUUCCAAAUUCAAAGCAGAAGUGCAGAGCUCACAGGGACACCAUUUUUCUCUACUUCAACUCGAGACUGAGAAGCUUAGAAAUGAUAUAGAGAAGAUGCGUAGUGAAUUGAGGUAUGAGAUAGAUAAAGUAACGGCUGGACAGCGGUUGGAUUUAAACCUUGAAAGAGGGAGAAUAAGGGAGGAGCUAACCAAUCAGAAUGCUGAAACUAACAACCUGACUAACAAACUUGAUAGAGAGAUCCAUGCUUUAAGGGCUCAGCUAGAAGCAGCCAAAUAUGAUGUGAUAAAAUACUGCAUAGGAACACUUGUUUCAAUAUCCGCCGUUGGCCUCGCCGUUCUUCGUAUCUUGAUGUAA
This is a messenger RNA of Lathyrus sativus (Indian pea), 702 nucleotides long. Lineage: Eukaryota; Viridiplantae; Streptophyta; Magnoliopsida; Fabales; Fabaceae. The record is from the annotation of a GenBank genome assembly.